AUGUGCGUUUUUCAUAAUAUCAAAGUGAUGCUGUGGCUAAUGAUUGGUGCGUUAGUGGUGAUGCCGUUUGUCGUGCAGGGGGGGCACGCAGCGGGCCACUUCUUCAGCAAGGAUGCAAAUCUUGACUCUGCCGCUUUCGAACACCACAGUCUUCAGCGCCUCUCGCCCGUGCCCCAUUUCAUGAGCCCUCAGCGACCUGGGAAUGAAAACUUCCCCUCCAGUACGGUGGCUGCCCCCGUUGCGCAGAACGUAGGGCUGCAGUAUCCGCCGUGGUAA
Besnoitia besnoiti is the source of this 276-nucleotide messenger RNA. RefSeq lists its product as uncharacterized. The coding region runs from base 1 to 276 and encodes 91 amino acids. The transcript has a single exon. NCBI's taxonomy places the organism in Eukaryota, Apicomplexa, Conoidasida, Eucoccidiorida, Sarcocystidae. The record is from RefSeq and is a predicted model, not a curated record.